AUGGUCAUAAAACCGGGCGACUUCGUCAAUCUCAAGAUGAUGUGCCAGCUCAGUCUUUCAGAGGUGGUCACAGGGGUAGAGCUGCAUGCCGCGCGUCAUCUCCCUUCCCCGCCAAAACAAUCCGAAUCGCCACAAUUUCUUCACUCCAAUGCCGAAACCGACCCCGCCUCCCGCCGGCCCGGUCCCGCCCCCGCUUCGCGCCAAUUCCCGCCACCAACCCACCGCCGGCGGCUAUGGACAUGUCGGCGAUCGCCGCCCGCCUCGGCCUCUCCGGCUCCCGCCCCGUCGUGCGCAAGGCCGCCGAGCUCCGACCCCUCUAGGACAUCAACUUCGACUCCUCCGUCCUCGGCAUCGGGGAGGUGUGCAAGGCCAUCAUCUGCCUCGAGAUCGCCGCGACCAAGUUUCAGGACGACAUUGGAUGUGCGCGAAUUGGGCAUUCAGUUUGGUUGUGUCAGGCUGAUACCUUUUGUGCAGAAGGGAUUCGUGCUGUACAAGGAGCGUUUCUUGGCUGCAUUGCCUCCUUCUCGGCGCUCAAGCACGGACUUUGGUCGGCCAGUGUUUACUGCAACAGUGUUCUAUUUAUGUGCAAAGAGGCAUAAGCUCAAAGUUGACAAACUGAAGCUAAUUGACCUGUGUGGUACAUCUAGCUCUGAAUCUACAACGGUAAUGGACUUGAUUUGUCAUAUCUUUGCAUGCAGUUGCGCAUUCCUGCAUCUCAUAUAUACAUGUUUAGAUUGGUGCUGUUUCAUUAUCCUGUUUUGACUGUUAUUUGUGCUGGCUGCCGGUUUCGACAUCUAUGGGAGACCUUUGUUUUGAUGUUUCUGGGAUAGCCAAGGAGAAGAAGGAUCCAACCUCCAUCAAAGGAAAUAGAGCUACCAACUCACAAAAGGCACAAGAAGAUGGAGAAACAAGCGUACAAUCAGUGGAAGUCUUCAGUUAUCUCCACGAGCAAGCAAACCAAACCAGACCCUACGAAGCCCAGGAAGCAAGCUCAGCUGAACUUCAAGAAGAAACCGCCAGACGCCGCCACCAGCUAACUAAAUCAGCAUGAAAGGAAUGGAGCUGGCCCUUGAUGCAAAAAGGGCACUUCUUGCUCCAUCCGUCUUCGUUUUUGAUAUGUUUGUAAGAGCAACUCCAAGGGAGAGACCCAUUUUGUCCGUUUGGGUCAUCCGGACACAAAACUUGACCCAACGGGGCGACCCAAACGGACGCGGGUGCCCGCCUGCUGUCCUCCCUGACCCAAA
Molecule: messenger RNA, 1244 nt
Organism: Aegilops tauschii subsp. strangulata
Lineage: Eukaryota; Viridiplantae; Streptophyta; Magnoliopsida; Poales; Poaceae
Source: RefSeq, a predicted model, not a curated record